This is a messenger RNA of Bombus impatiens (common eastern bumble bee), 1639 nucleotides long. Its product is annotated as CCA tRNA nucleotidyltransferase 1, mitochondrial. Gene Ontology annotation, biological process: RNA processing. The record is from RefSeq and is a predicted model, not a curated record. The coding region runs from base 309 to 1622 and encodes 437 amino acids. Gene Ontology annotation, molecular function: nucleotidyltransferase activity; RNA binding. Lineage: Eukaryota; Metazoa; Arthropoda; Insecta; Hymenoptera; Apidae. The transcript has 6 exons.
AUAGUUUUCUGGCGAAUAAUUUCAUUUUUAAUAAAAGUAUCUUCUUUGAAAAUUGAAGAUUAAAGCAGCACGGCUGGCAUUUAUGAAUAAUUAUCAAUGAAGUAAAGUGGUAUUCAAAGUGGCUGUCAAUCGAGAAAAUUAUUUUGUUAAAUAAUAAGGAGAUAUAAGAAAUUCUAAGUGAUGUUUACAGUCCUUUCUGGCGUAAAUUAUAAUAUUUCUUCUUAUCGCCUUUUAAGAGUAAAUAUAUAAUAUUUCAAAUAUACUCUUUUACUAACAUUGAGGUGUAUAAAACCUGGCAAAAAGUUAUUAUGAAGGAAGAAUUAAUGCCACGAAGCAGAUCUGAUCCAGUAGUUAAAAAACUGGAUAAUCCAUUGUUUCAUUCUAUAUUUACACCAGAACUUAAUACUUUAGCACAAUUGUUUAGAAAGUAUAAUUAUCAACUAAAACUUGCUGGUGGUGCUGUCAGAGAUAUUUUAAUGGAUAUAAAACCUGCAGAUUUAGAUUUUGCAACAGAUGCUACCCCAGAGGAAAUGAAAAUUAUGUUUGAAAAAGAAAAUAUCAGAAUGAUUAAUAACAAAGGGGAAAAGCAUGGUACAAUUACUUCAAGAAUAAAUGAUAAAGAAAAUUUUGAAGUAACUACACUUAGAAUCGACACACACACUGAUGGUAGACAUGCAAAAGUCAAAUUUACAAAAGAUUGGAAAUUAGAUGCUCUUCGUAGAGAUCUGACAAUAAAUUCCAUGUUUCUUGAUUUUGAAGGAAGAAUAUAUGAUUAUUUCUUCGGUUAUGAUGAUUUACAGAAACGAAGAGUUGUUUUUGUAGGAAAUCCAACAUGUAGGAUUAAGGAAGAUUAUCUUCGAAUUUUUAGGUAUUUUCGAUUUUAUGGAAGAAUUGCAGAACAACCAGAUAUUCAUGAUGAAUCUACUAUAAUAGCAAUAAAAGAAAAUAUACAUGGAUUGGAAGGAAUAUCUGGAGAAAGAAUUUGGAAUGAAUGGUCAAAAAUCCUUUCUGGAAAUUAUGCUAAAGAACUAACUUUGAAAUUGUUAGAAUGUGGUAUCACAAGAUAUGUGGGACUUUCAGAAAAUCCAAAUAUAAAAAACUUUGAGAUCGUUUACGAUACAUCUAAAAAAAAUAAUAUUUCUUUGCAACCAAUUACUUAUCUUGCUACAAUGCUAAAAGAUGAAAAUGAAGUAUUGCAACUUCAUAAUAGAUUAAAGUUAUCUGCAUAUGAAAGAGAUUUAGCAUUAUUUUUGGUUAGAUACAAGGAAGACAAACCUUCAGUAAAUCUAAAAUUUUGGAAAAGAAUUCUUAUUCAUUGGAAAGGAAAUGUUGUUAAUGCAAGAAGUUAUAUUUGUGAAUUAUUAAACUCUAAACAAUAUUUUAGUCUUGCUAAAGAUGUAGAAAAAUUAGUAAUACCAAGAUUUCCAGUUAGUGGAGACAUGUUAAAACAAUAUGUUAGGAAGGGGAAAAUGAUGGGUAUUGUUAUUAAGGAAUUAAAAGAUAUUUGGUUGGACAAAGAUUUUCAAACAAAUGCAGAAGAACUAUUACAGGAGGUCCCACGAAUUAUUAGUGAAUUAGAGGAUAAAAAGUUAGAAAAAGAUAACAUGUUUUUAAGUAAAUAAAUUUUGAUGAAACUAUA